UUCACUGAGAUAGCCAUGAGCAGCUGUAAGUACAACGGAGGGGUAGUGCGACCCUUGAGCAGCUUGGGGACCUCUCGACGGAACCUGCACGACUUUGACUCAGAGACCCAGCCUCUACAGACCAUCAACAACUCGGGCCUGGAGGUGGUGGUCUCCAAACCCAACCAGAACAACAUCUCCAACGAGAGUUUAGGGGAGCCAGGUUGCAAGUCCCCCAAAAAGAACCAGAACAUUGGCCACAAACUCGGACACAGGAGAGCCCUGUUUGAGAAGAGGAAACGCCUCAGCGACUACGCGCUGAUCUUUGGGAUGUUCGGGAUUGUCGUGAUGGUGACCGAGACAGAAUUGUCGUGGGGAGCUUACACGAAGGAGUCUCUAUAUUCUCUCGCACUCAAAUGCCUUAUCAGCCUCUCCACUGUAAUCUUACUGGGUCUUAUUGUCGUGUAUCAUGCCCGGGAGAUCCAGCUCUUCAUGGUGGACAAUGGAGCAGAUGACUGGAGAAUAGCCAUGACGUACGAAAGGAUAUUUUUCAUUUGCUUGGAGCUGCUGGUAUGCGCCAUCCACCCCAUCCCUGGACAUUACAUCUUCACAUGGACGGCACGGCUGGCGUUCACCUACACCACCUCAGAGGCCGACGCUGACGUGGACAUCAUCCUCUCCAUCCCCAUGUUUCUAAGACUCUAUCUCAUCACCAGGGUUAUGCUGCUCCACAGUAAACUCUUCACAGACGCUUCCUCCCGAAGCAUCGGCGCCCUCAACAAAAUCAACUUCAACACUCGUUUUGUAAUGAAAACAUUAAUGACCAUUUGCCCGGGGACUGUUCUCCUGGUCUUUAGUAUCUCCUCGUGGAUUAUAGCCGCAUGGACUGUCAGGGUGUGUGAAAGGUACCAUGACAAGCAGGAAGUCACAAGUAACUUCCUGGGAGCGAUGUGGCUGAUUUCCAUCACCUUCCUGUCCAUCGGGUACGGGGAUAUGGUGCCUCAUACGUACUGUGGGAAAGGGGUCUGCCUGCUGACAGGGAUUAUGGGAGCUGGAUGUACGGCUCUUGUGGUUGCUGUGGUUGCGAGGAAGCUCGAACUUACCAAAGCUGAAAAACAUGUGCACAACUUUAUGAUGGAUACACAACUAUCGAAGCGGGUAAAAAAUGCCGCUGCCAAUGUACUCAGGGAAACAUGGCUGAUUUACAAAUACACCAAGCUGGUAAAGAAGAUCGACCAUGCCAAAGUCCGAAAACACCAACGCAAAUUUCUACAAGCCAUUCAUCAAGCCCAGAAAUUGAGAAGCGUGAAAAUGGAACAGAGGAAGUUAAAUGAUCAAGCGAACACACUGGUGGAUCUAGCCAAGACGCAGAACGUGAUGUACGACAUCCUGUCGGAGCUGCAAGAGAAGAACGAAGAUUUGGAAAAACGGAUUGUAACUCUGGAGAAUAAACUGGACACUUUAACGGUCAGCCUGCAGACUUUACCCGGCCUGAUCGCUCACGCCAUCGGCCAGCAGCAGAGGGACCUCUUUGAGAACCAUAUGCACAGAUUUAAACAGGUCACGUACAGUUCCGAACGGUCAUGGACCCCCACCCGAAGGCGGAGAUCCCCGUCGACGGCACCCCACACAUCUUCUGACAGCAGCUAG
Molecule: messenger RNA, 1629 nt
Organism: Callorhinchus milii (elephant shark)
Lineage: Eukaryota; Metazoa; Chordata; Chondrichthyes; Chimaeriformes; Callorhinchidae
Product: small conductance calcium-activated potassium channel protein 2
Exons: 9
Coding region: 16-1629 (537 amino acids)
Biological process (GO): potassium ion transmembrane transport
Cellular component (GO): plasma membrane; neuron projection; neuronal cell body
Molecular function (GO): small conductance calcium-activated potassium channel activity; calmodulin binding
Source: RefSeq, a predicted model, not a curated record